UUCUUUUCUCAGACACCUGCAGAGUCAGUUAGCCGGACAGAGGGAUUAUACACUUUGCUGGAGACAAUACAAGGAAUUUAACAGCAGCAGCCAUGGUGGACGCAGCGGCAGCGGAGCAGUUCCUAGAUGCCAACCCGCAGUUCGCCAAGCAGUACUACGACACCAACUUCCGGCCUAAGAUCAUCGCAGACCUGUUGGACAACAACCGCAAGACGGCGGUGGAUGUCAGCAAGUUCCACGACCUGACGACGGUGGAGGAGAGCGAGAUCCUUUUCGACCUGGUGAGGGACAUCCAGGACAACCUGCACAUGGAGAAGUCUCUCUUCAACCUCAUGAAACACCUCAGCUUCAUGAUGAGGGCCGAGCGCAUGAGCCUCUUCAUGUACCGGCAGAGGAACGGAGUGGCCGAGAUGGCAACCAGGUUAUUUAAUGUCAAUAAAGACGCCGUGUUUGAUGACUGCCUGGUGCAACCUGACAGUGAGAUCGUGUACCCGCUGGAUAUCGGCAUUGUGGGUCACGUGGCAUCCAGCAAGAAGAUGGUCAACAUUCCUGAUGUGUCUGAGAGCCCUCAUUUCAGUGACUUUGUGGACGAGCUAACCGAGACCAAGACCAACAACGUCCUCGCCAUCCCUAUCAUGAACGGUAAAGAUAUGGUGGCCGUCAUGAUGGCCAUCAACAAGUUGGACGGGCCACGCUUCACUACGAAGGACGAAGAGACGCUAAAUAAGUAUCUCAACUUUGCCAACCUGAUCCUGAGAGUUUUCCACCUGAGCUACCUGCACAACUGUGAGACCAGGAGGGGACAGGUGUUGCUGUGGUCGGCCAGCAAGGUGUUUGAAGAGCUGACGGACAUAGAGAGGCAGUUCCACAAGGCCUUGUACACAGUCAGAGCUUUCCUCAACUGCGACCGCUACUCCGUGGGUCUACUGGACAUGACCAAGACCAAGGAGUUCUUCGACCUGUGGCCAAUUCUCAUGGGAGAAGUUCCACCUUAUGAUGGACCCAAAACUCCUGAUGGCAGGGAAAUUGUCUUCUACAAACUGAUCGACUACAUCCUGCACGGCAAAGAGGACAUCAAAGUCAUACCGAAUCCUCCGGCAGAUCACUGGGCCCUGAUCAGCGGCCUGCCAGUCUACGUAGCAGAGACCGGACUGAUUUGCAACAUAAUGAACGCAGCGGAAGAUGAUUUUUUCGAUUUCCAGAAAGAGCCUCUGGACAACUCCGGCUGGACCAUUAAGAACGUCCUGUCGAUGCCCAUCGUCAACAAAAAGGAAGAGAUCGUGGGUGUGGCCACGUUCUAUAACAGGAAGGAUGGGAAACCCUUUGAUGACAUGGACGAAACACUGAUGGAGUCCCUGGCCCAGUUCCUGGGCUGGUCAAUGCUGAACCCCGACACCUACGACAAGAUGAACAAGUUGGAGAACAGGAAGGACAUCUUCCAGGACAUGGUGAUGUACCAUGUCAAGUGUCGCAAAGAUGAAAUCCAGCACGUCCUGAAUACCCGGGAGAGAUGGGGGAAGGAACCGGACGAGUGCGAGGAGGAGGAGCUGGAAGAGAUUCUGUCGGAGGUCUUGCCAAACUCUAAGGUAUCUGAGAUCUUCGAGUUUCACUUCUACGACGCUCACCACACUGAACUGGAACUGGUGAAAUGCGGCAUCAAGAUGUACUACGAACUGAAAGUGGUCGACAAGUUCCACAUCCCCAGAGAGGCCCUGGUGAGGUUCAUAUACUCGCUCAGUAAAGGCUACAGGAGGAUCACCUACCACAACUGGAGGCACGGAUUCAACGUCGGACAGACCAUGUUCACCCUGCUAAUGACUGGUGACCUGAAGCGUUACUACACAGACCUGGAGUGCAUGGCCAUGGUGACCGCUGGCUUAUGCCACGAUAUUGACCACAGAGGAACCAACAACCUGUACCAGAUGAAGUCUGGUAAUCCUCUGGCGAAGCUUCACGGCUCCUCCAUCUUGGAAAGGCACCAUCUGGAGUUUGGCAAGACUCUGCUGAGAGAUGAAGCAUUGAACAUUUAUCAGAACCUGAACCGCCGUCAGCACGACCUUGUCAUCCACCUCAUGGACAUCGCAAUUAUCGCAACCGACUUGGCUCUCUACUUCAAGAAGAGAACGAUGUUUCAGAAGAUUGUGGACCAGUCCAAGACCUACGAGAACUGGAACGACUGGACCAAGUACAUGAUGCUGGAGACCACUCGCAAAGAGAUCGUCAUGGCCAUGAUGAUGACCGCCUGUGACCUGUCUGCCAUCGCCAAACCGUGGGAGGUUCAGAGCAAGGUGGCGCUGUCUGUGGCCGCAGAGUUCUGGGAGCAGGGAGACCUGGAGAGGACCGUCCUGGAGCAACAACCCAUUCCUAUGAUGGACAGAAACAAAGCCGCCGACCUGCCGAAGCUGCAGUGUGGUUUCAUCGACUUUGUUUGCGCUUUUGUGUAUAAGGAGUUCAGCCGUUUCCAUGUGGAGAUCACCCCCAUGCUGGACCGUCUGCUGAACAACAGGAAGGAGUGGAACGCCCUGAAGGAGGAGCACGAGGCCAAGCUGGCUGCCCUGGAGGAGGCGAAGAAGGGCAACGAGGGGCAAGUGCAAAACUCUGUGGCGGCCAAACAAGCAACGUCUGCAGGCCAGUCAUCACAAUCAAAGACUUGUAUUGUCAGCUAAAGAUGCUCCGACAUUACGAGGCUGCUUGCUAUGCAGUUGUGGUCCGGCACUGGGUUUUCCUGCAAAGUUCCUUCUGUUAUUUUUUUGGAUAUCUCACCUGAAAGCUUCAGUUCACUCAGAGAACAUCUCUCACUUUAAAACACCUGCUCCAAUUAUCUCCCGUGGCUGCGUUUAUGGGUAUUUGUCUCCUCAACUUUCUCCUCUUCUGCUUUCCUUCUGCACCGCUUCUUCCUGAUCGUUUCAGUGUUGAAUUAUUCAGUAGUUGCUCGCGGCUUGAUGGUGCGUUCAGGUGCUUGUGGGGAAGCUCCCAACAUCAGCUUACCCACAUGCAGAAACCUCACAUGUUCAAACCUGAGGGACCAACAAAAAGGAAACAUGGAUCUUCUCUUGCAUUGAAAAUGUUCCUGCUCAGAUGGCGACUUAAGUGUUGAAUGUUCAGCUACCUACAAGCCCUUUCAACCCACCGAAACAUUCACUGCGUAUACAGUGUUACCAUGCAAGUCUCUUUUAAUUGAUUAUAUUGAAUCCAGUAGCUCUCUAUGUUCUAUAGAAAACAUUCAGAUUACUGUUGAGCAGCUAAUGGGCUUAACAUUCAGUUAGUCCCUUUGAGAGUCAAUUCAAGUAUCGGUGAUGAUGUCUGGUCAAUCAAUGAAUUCUCUCCGGUGUCUCCUUAAAUGGACUUAAAUAUUCAGUAUGCAUGCUCUAAGAAGAUAUUUACAGAGCGGAAAUAUUUGAUUUUAAAACUAAUUUGGUUGAACUUCUUCUUUUAACAGCAAAAAACAUCUGCAGUCUGACAACGUGAGAGAAACGUUCUACAACCCUGAUACCAAAAAAAGUUUUAAAAGUAAAAUAUAAAUUUAUCCUGGAGGACAGAACGUGAACUUUGAACCCUUUUGAUUGAAAUAAUGUUUAUUGUUCAAUAAGAUGUCAAGAAGAUGAAAAUACUAAAGUAAAAAGAAAUAUCUAACCAGCUGUAGCAUCGAUGGUAUUUUGGUGUUUUCGGGUAUUCUGCUGGUGGAUCAUUGUGAUGCAGCAGAGUGACCCACUCAUGUCAAUACCGUCUGUAACUCAAAAUGUCAACAAUUAUUUUGUUCUACUUUUGGCUCAUGACAUUAUCUGCUCUGACACAUCAGUCUGUUUGUCUGUCUGCUAAUCUUAUUUGUCUACUCGCUGUCAGAGUUUCUAACUUUGUAACGCAAACAUGAAAAGAAACCGGAACACUGCUUGUGAACUAGAAGUAUGCACCAUAUGUAUCGUGUCGUUCUGUCAUUGGCUGUUUUUUCUGCUCUGCAUCAUUAAUCUUUGUACAAACUGCAGAUAAUCAGUUUAUGUAAAGUUGUUGUUCUGUGGACUCAUUUCUCGCUCAACAUACAAUGUGCGACUCUCCUGCAGUUAAUGAGAAAUGUGAAAUGCUUGUUUGCUCAGAUUAGUAAAGAUUUCCUGCUAU
This is a messenger RNA of Larimichthys crocea (large yellow croaker), 4113 nucleotides long. It is a transcript of the gene pde6a, whose product is annotated as phosphodiesterase 6A, cGMP-specific, rod, alpha. Lineage: Eukaryota; Metazoa; Chordata; Actinopteri; Sciaenidae. The transcript has 24 exons. The coding region runs from base 93 to 2666 and encodes 857 amino acids. The record is from RefSeq and is a predicted model, not a curated record. Gene Ontology annotation, biological process: signal transduction. Gene Ontology annotation, molecular function: 3',5'-cyclic-nucleotide phosphodiesterase activity; protein binding.